This is a messenger RNA of Perca flavescens (yellow perch), 2280 nucleotides long. Its product is annotated as tripartite motif-containing protein 16-like. Bases 354 to 2057 code for a protein of 567 amino acids. Gene Ontology annotation, molecular function: zinc ion binding; protein binding. The transcript has 2 exons. The record is from RefSeq and is a predicted model, not a curated record. Lineage: Eukaryota; Metazoa; Chordata; Actinopteri; Perciformes; Percidae.
AUGGUUUAAUACACCUGUGCUUUUCCUACUAUGACAUGUCAACAUGUCUGCUGUGAAGAAUGUCAAUAAAGUCCUGUAUUGCUGAGGAGCAGAGCAUGUUGAAACCCAGUGUGCUGCGCUGCCCCGCCCCGUUAAGAGAAACCUCCUCCUGCUGGAAGCAUGAAAGCCUGAUAACUCCUCCCUCUUCUUCCUGAUCUCAAACACAACCAGGUCCACGCUGAGCACUAGCUGACUUGUUAUCUCCAACUCACGGAAGGAACAGGAACAAAUGGAAGUGAGUUAUUUUUGAGUCAGAGCACAGACUCAUAUUUCUGUUCAGAGAAACUCUCAAACAGUCACUGCCACCAGGUGAAAUGGCGCAGAAAAGAGUUAAGCUGGACCGGGAAAGCUUCUCGUGUUCAAUCUGUCUGGAUCUACUGAAGGAUCCGGUGACUACUCCAUGUGGACACAGCUACUGUAUGGACUGUAUUGAAGCUCACUGGGAUGGAGAGAAUGAGAAGCGAAUAUACAGUUGUCCUCAGUGCAGAAAGACUUUCACACCGAGGCCUGUCCUGCUGAAAAACACCAUGUUAGCAGAUUUAGUGGAGGAACUGAAGAAGACUGGACUCCAAGCUGCUCCUGCUGAUCACUGCUAUGCUGGAGCUGAAGAUGUGGCCUGUGAUGUCUGCACUGGGAGAAAACUGAAAGCCCUCAAGUCCUGUCUGGUGUGUCUGGUCUCUUACUGUGAUCAACACCUCCAGCCUCAUUAUAACUCCUCUGCGUUUGAGAAACACAAGCUGGUGGAGCCCUCCAAGAAUCUCCAGGAGAACAUCUGCUCUCGUCAUGAUGAGGUGAUGAAGAUUUUCUGCCGUACUGAUCAGCAGUUCAUUUGUUAUCUCUGCUUAAUGGAUGAACAUAAAGGCCACGACACAGUCUCAGCUGCAGCAGAAAGGACUGAGAGGCAGAAAGAGCUCGAGGGGAGUCGACAAAACAUCCAGCAGAGAAUCCAGGACAGAGAGAAAGAUGUGAAGCUGCUUCAACAGGAGGUGGAGGCCAUCAAUCGCUCUGCUAAUAAAGUAGUGGAGGACAGUGGGAAGAUCUUCUCCAGUCUUAUCCGUUUCAUUAAGUUCAGAAGCAUUGCUGUGACUCAGCAGGUCAGAUUCCAGCAGAAAAGUGAAGUGAGCCGAGUUAAAGAGCUUCAGGAGAAGCUGGAGCAGGAGAUCACUGAGCUGAAGAGGAAAGCCGCUGAGAUGAAGAAGAUCUCAGACACAGAGGAUCACAACCAGUUUCUACACAACUACUCCUCACUGUCACCACUCAGUGAAUCUACAUCCAGCAUCCAUAUCCGUCCUCUGCGCUACUUUAAGGAUGUGACAGUGGCUGUGUCAGACGCCAGAGUUAAACUACAGGACGUCCUGAGAGACCUAUGGUCCAACAUCUCUCUGACAGUGACCGAAGUGGAGGUUUUACUGUCAGAUCAACAACGAGAGCCCAAGACCAGAGCUGAGUUCUUAAAAUAUUGGCGUGACAUCAGACUGGAUCCAAACACAGCACACCCAAAGCUGGUUUUAUCCAAGGGGAACAGAAAAGCAACAGCUGUGGAAGAACAACAGCCUUACCGUCGCCACAAGGACAGAUUCACCACUACUUUACAGGUCAUGAGUAGAGGGAGUUACACUGGACGUUGUUACUGGGAGGUGGAGUGCUUUGGGAGAUUUUAUGUCGCAGUCUCAUACAAGGGUGUCCGCAGAAAAAAGAAAGCGACUGCAUGUGCAUUUGGACUCAAUGACAAGUCUUGGGUGUUAGAUUGUUCCCAGCACAAAUAUACAUUUGUGUACGACUCAGAGGACACACCCGUCUCGGGGCACGAGGUCACCAGACUAGGAGUGUACCUGGACCACAGCGCAGGUACUCUGUCCUUCUACAGCAUCGCUAAAACCAUGACUCUCCUCCACAGAGUCCAGACCACAUUCACUCAGCCUCUCUACGCUGGACUUGGGUUUUUCUGGUACGGAUCCAGUGCUGAGUUUUGUGAAUUAGAACAGACAGAUGUCGUGGUUCAGUUCCAGAGUUUUUGAGUGUGAAUGUUUGUUGCGGAGAGCUGUUUGUUUCUCUUCAGCCAUCGAUGCUCGUUCUGAUGUUUGUUGACUUGAACUAAAAAUGGAAAACCAUUCUGCUAAAAUACAACAAAUUGCUUGUUGAAUUUAUAACAAACGAAAGGAAAUAUUUUCCAACAUUAUUUUAUUGAACAAAUUUAACAUUUAAUUGAAUAUAAAAGGAACCACUAAAAAAUAAUGACAG